Lactuca saligna is the source of this 3451-nucleotide messenger RNA. The record is from the annotation of a GenBank genome assembly. Lineage: Eukaryota; Viridiplantae; Streptophyta; Magnoliopsida; Asterales; Asteraceae.
AUGAGGCCUUUGAUCCUCCAACCAAGAAGAGAAGAAGCAAAAGGGAAAGGGACCAAUGCAGUGUUGAAACAUGUUCUAGAUACCAUAAACAAUCUAAUUUCGUUAUCGAAUGCCACUAAUCUUGAACGUCUAGCACUCAAUGCAAAUGCAUUUACUGGAAAUGUGCCGACUUUUGAUCGGUUACAAAAAUUGAGAGGCUUCGCCAUUAACGUUAAUAAUCUUGGAAACGGGAAAUUAGACGACCUAAACUUUGUAUCUUCUUUGGCCAAUUGUACAAAGUUAAUACGUUUGGGUUUCGGUGCCAACAGUCUUGGAGGAGUCUUGCCAAAAUCAUUGUUUAAUUUUACUCAGCUUAUAGAUCUCACAGUAGGAGGAAAUUUGAUUUCUGGAAUCAUCCCCUCAGAGAUUGGGCAACUAGUUAACAUCAGGAGAUUGUUUCUAUUCUCCAACCAGUUUACUGGAAGAAUUCCAGAUUCAAUUGGGAACCUCAAAAACGUCGGAGUAAUUUCUCUCAGACGAAACUUGUUAUCAGGUUAUAUGCCAUCGACAUUUGGAAAUCUCACGCAAUUAAGCAGGCUCUAUUUAGACCAUAACAAACUAGAGGGUCCUCUACCAUCUAGUUUAUCAAAGUGUAGGGGGUUGCAGCUUUUGGAUCUUUGUAAUAAUAAUUUCAGUGGUUACGUACCCAAGGGGAUUUUCAGUCUAUCUUCCUUGUCAAUAUACCUGGAUCUUUCUGAUAACCAUUUUGUUGGUUCUCUUCCUCCAGAAGCAGGCAGCUUGAAGAAUUUAGGGUCUUUUGAUGUUUCAAACAACAUGAUGUCUGGGGUAAUUCCAGCUAGCCUUGGAGGUUGCACAAGUUUGGUUGUAUUAUCCAUUUCAGGAAACACCAUUCAAGGAGAAAUCCCAGAGUCAUUUCGAUCGUUGAGAGGACUAGAAAUUCUAGAUCUUUCCGACAACAACUUAACAGGGAAGAUCCCUGAAUUCCUGGGAGAUUUUUUGUUUUUCAAAGAUUUAAAUUUAUCUUUCAAUGGUUUUGUGGGAAAAUUACCAGAACUGGGAGCUUUCAAAAAUUUAAGCAUAGUUUGCGUUGAUGGAAAUACUAAGCUUUGUGGUGGUUUCCAAGGAUUUCAAUUACCUAAGUGUUCCAUUGAAGAAUCAAGAAAAAACCGAAUUCUUCUUUUCUUGAUAAUCAUGGUGCCAAUACUUACCGUGAUUUUUUGUCGAAAUCUCAUAGAACUUGAUUUGAGCGGGAACAGUUUCAUAGGAGUUAUUCCAGUUGAGUUUGAAUCAUUGACCAAGCUUCUAUACAUAAACCUCCAUUCCAAUGAUCUAACAGGAGAAAUACCAAAGUUUAUUGGAAACUUCACUUCCCUUAUGUUUAUUUCUGGGUUGGGAAAUAAUUUCCAUGGAAGCAUUCCAGAUACUCUUGGCCAGUUGUCCGAUUUGUGGUUUUUUGGGUUCGCAAUGAAUAAUCUUUCAGGCAUUCUACCUCCGUCAUUUUUCAAUCUAUCAUCCUUGACGAACAUAGAUUUGCCUGACAAUCAGAUUGGCGGGAAUCUGCCAUCAGAUAUCGCACAAAAAUUUCCCGGGCUUAUAUUUCUUAACCUUCCGAUAAACAAAAUUUCGGGAAAUAUUCCAAUUUCGUUAUCGAAUGCCUCUAAUCUUGAAGUCCUAGCACUCAAUGAAAAUGCAUUUACUGGAAGUGUGCCGAACUUUGAUAGGCUACAAAGAUUGACACAUUUUGCUGUCAACAUUAAUCAACUCGGGAAUGGGAAAUCUGAUAACCUAAACUUUGUAUCUUCUUUGGCCAACUGCACUAACUUAAGAGGAUUAGGUUUUGGUGCCAACAAUCUUGGAGGAGUCUUACCGAAAUCAUUGUUUAAUUUUACUCUACUUACCGAUCUCACAGUAGGUGGAAAUUUGAUUUCGGGUGAUAUCCCCUCCGAGAUUGGGCAACUGGUUAACAUGAGAAGAUUGUUUCUAUUCUCCAACCAGUUCAUCGGUAGAAUUCCGGAGUCAAUUGGGAAACUCAAAAAUGUCGGAAUAAUUUCUCUAAGUCGAAACUUAUUAUCUGGUUAUAUACCAUCGUCAUUUGGAAAUCUCACGCUAUUGAGCAGACUCUAUUUACAACGUAACAAACUAGAGGGUCCUAUACCAUCUAGUUUAUCAAACUGUAGGGGGUUGCAGCUGUUGGAUCUUUCUAAAAAUAAUCUCAGUGGUAACAUACCCAAGGGGAUUUUCAGUCUAUCUUCCUUGACAAUAUCCCUACGCCUUUCUGAUAAUCAUUUUGUGGGUUCUCUUCCUUUGGAAGUAGGCAACUUGCGAAAUUUGGUUUCCUUUGAUGUUUCAAACAACAUGAUGUCUGGGGUGAUUCCAGCUAAUCUUGGAGCUUGCACAAGUUUGGUUGUGUUAUCCAUUGCAGGAAACACCAUUCAUGGAGAAAUCCCAGAGUCAUUCCGCUCCUUGAGAGGACUAGAAAUUCUAGAUCUUUCUCGCAACAAUUUAACAGGGAAAAUCCCAGAGUUUCUGGGAGAUUUUGUGUUUUUCAAAAGUUUAAAUUUGUCUUUAAAUGGUUUUGUGGGAAAGGUACCAGAAAUCGGAGCGUUCAAAAAUUUAAGCAUAGUUUCCAUUGAUGGAAAUAGUAAGCUUUGCGGUGGUUUCCAAGGAUUUCGGUUGCCUAAGUGUUCCAGUGAAGGAUUAUCAAGGAAAAAACGAAUUCCUCUUUCCUUGAUAAUCGUUGUACCAAUACUUACCGUGAUUUCUGUAACUCUUAUUGUGAUCUUCUGUUUGGUGUACAAAUCAAGAUAUAAUAAGAAGGAACAAUCGGAUAUGUUGCUCCUGAACACGGAAUGGGUAGCCAGAUGUCAAUAUAUGGCGAUAUCUAUAGCUUAGGAAUUCUCAUACUGGAGUCAUUUACGGGCAAACGUCCUACUCACAACAUGUUCAGUAGCAGUUUGAAUCUUCAUGAUUUCGUAAAAAUGGCUAUACCACACCAAGUUAUGGAGAUAACUGAUCCUCUCCUUUUGGAAACCAAGCAAGAGAAAAAUAUAAAUAAAGAUACAGAAGACUGCAAAAGGUAUGGGAUAAUGGAGGAGUGCCUGACUUCAGUCUAUCGAAUUGGGAUUACUUGCUCCAUGGAAUUGCCAAGAGACCGGCUACACAUCAACAAAGUCAUUGAGCAACUGCAGUAUGCAAAAGAAACUUUUCUUCACAGAAUUGGUGAACCUAUCAGAAAAUAAUCAAAGACGUUGAAGGUGAAGAAUUGUACUAAUGAAGGUGAAGAAUUGUGAUUUUUAUCCAAUGUUAACUCAUGAACCGGAUGCUGAGAAGCUGGAACAUAGGGACUCGAAUGGAAAAAUGUAUGUAUUUCUAUUGAUAUGCACUCAAGUGAAAUAAGAGUUGUGUAAAAAGUUUCAAACACAUAAAUUUUUGGUGAAAUGUAAACAUCCAU